AUGAACAAUGAUCUUGCUCAACGUUUCAAGUUGGAUAGAUCUGUUGGGGAACACCCUGUUUUUAAUGUUGACGAUUUGUACAUUGUAAUCCAUCAUCUUUGGACGAAAGAUACUACGCCUUAUCCGGAUGGUCGGCAAAUUAUCCAGCUCGCUUUCCUGUUGCUUGUCUCGGCUUAUACCGCAAGUCGGCCGGGGGCAUUGGUGUACGUUGAAAAGAACGAGCGGACCAACGCCGAGCACUUCUUUGGAAGUGUGGAUGAUGUUGAUGCUAUUGAAAAGGACACAAUGGAUGAGUGGGAUCUCAGAGACGAAGAUUUAAAGACUCUUUGCUACGGCCAGAUAAGCUUGGUGCUUCUACCAAAUCCUGGUGGUAUCCGGGAUCAUCUCGUCAUGGAAGUCGAUCUCAGACAUACCAAGGGCCAUAAUAAAAAGAAAAAAGUGAAACAGCCGUUCUUCGACAUCGUAGGGCUUGUGGUCGCUAUGGCCUUCCUUGAUGAAGCAUUCGAGAGCAACAUCCGCUCAGUCGAGGACAUUUAUGCUACUCGUGUGAAAUCGCCACGUCGUUCCUUGAAUUUCAAGUUUGUCAAAGAAAAACUCAAUGUGCCCAUCUGUCGUCAGCCUGAAUCAACCUCUUGCGGCGUGAGCACCCAUGAUGUGAAGCCCCUUAGAUACCACACAUAUUUGUAUUAUCUCCAGCUGUUGAGCUUGGCAGUGGGAAAGCCUCGCGCUAUGAAGCCUUACGAGACGCGGCGUGGUGCUGGUGAGGCAGUUGAAAAAACUGCGCCUCUUCCUCUGCUCCAGCAGGUGAUGGGACAUGUAUAUGCCAGUACUUUUCAGACAUAUAUGAACCAGCGUGUUCAGUGUCAUGUCCAAGCCGCAUUUCUUGGGAUACCUUCGGAGGAUGCGUUAAUGAACAUUCUUAGCCAUCAAAGCCGCUAUAUCGACCCUCGAGCUCCUUCUCAUUACGAAGAUUUGUCAGCCACCACGCAAGCUACUUUGUCAACUCACCCUGAAAUAAUUACUCUCCAAGAAAUGCGCGAUACCCUCACCAGAGAAGCUAAAGAGAUGUACGGAUCUUUGAAAAACGCUGCUGGCAGCAAGAUUGGAGAACUCAAAGUCAAGACGGAAGCUGCAUUGCGCGAAUUCUUUGCCACUAUCGAUACCCUUGAGAUAAAUAGCCAGCUUGAUCCGUCACUUUUGGAUAUUGACAAGCAGGCGUAUGAACCCGAGAAAAUUGUUCAUCGUUUGAAAGAGCGUCGCCGGGUGGCGGAAUUAAUGGAAAUCUCCAUGCAUGACCUUUCAGAGGAAGAUGAUAUGGCACAGAGAGUCUAUCUUGUCAAUGCACUUAUUGGACUCGGACGUGUUGUGAAAGUACCGUCUGAAAGGGCUAAACCCGAGAAACAAGCCGAGUGUGCCACCAACAACGACCAAAACUCGUUCCCAAAAGAGCCAUAUCGGGCAGAAUAUCGGGCAGAAACGGAGCCUUCUUCAUCACCGGAACCUCGAGAUUGCCCCAUAUCGCUCACCAAUCGACACUGCCUCUUCUGCAUUUUCAAACCGGAAUAUCAGUGCUACUUUGCCUCGCCCCGAAAAGCACGAGAACAUUUCGAAAAACAUCUUCGAAAAUACAAGCGAACUGAGCCCAUACUCUGUCCGGAUGAAUUUUGUCAGCUUGUUUUGAAUGGACACAAAGCACUCAAACGCCACGCAGAAAAAAUUCACCAUGUUCGUUAUUUCACAGAUGCCCAACGAAUUCAGGCAGGUUUCUAG
Messenger RNA from Penicillium canescens, 1770 nucleotides. RefSeq lists its product as uncharacterized. The coding region runs from base 1 to 1770 and encodes 589 amino acids. The record is from RefSeq and is a predicted model, not a curated record. The transcript is spliced from 4 exons. NCBI's taxonomy places the organism in Eukaryota, Fungi, Ascomycota, Eurotiomycetes, Eurotiales, Aspergillaceae.